Phycodurus eques (leafy seadragon) is the source of this 1797-nucleotide messenger RNA. It is a transcript of the gene gem, whose product is annotated as GTP binding protein overexpressed in skeletal muscle. Gene Ontology annotation, molecular function: GTP binding; GTPase activity; calcium channel regulator activity. The record is from RefSeq and is a predicted model, not a curated record. The transcript has 4 exons. Lineage: Eukaryota; Metazoa; Chordata; Actinopteri; Syngnathiformes; Syngnathidae. Bases 149 to 1033 code for a protein of 294 amino acids. Gene Ontology annotation, biological process: negative regulation of high voltage-gated calcium channel activity. Gene Ontology annotation, cellular component: plasma membrane.
GCGCAGUGGGCAAAGCCCCAGCAAGCAGCGCGGCACCGCGCGUCGGCACCAUGACGCUCACCUCACCUCGUCUCGCUCGCAAAUGCGGCAGUGACUGAAGCCGAGUUCGAAGAAGCCGCAAUUGUUCGUCGGGACCGACGCCACCGCGAUGAUGUCCGGCGUGCGCCCGCAGUCGCGGAUCCACCGCUGGAGCAUCAGCGAACCGGCCGCGAGCCGCCCGCUCCCGGACGGCGUGCCCGCCUACAUGUCCCGCUCCAAGUCGUGCGCCAGCUCCGCCGGAGACUCGGACGGAGGCAGCGGCCGCGCCGGGCGCGCCAGCCGCGCCUCCUCGUCCGACUCCGUCAUCUCCGCCGACGCGCUCGAGCCGUACCGGGUGGCGCUGCUCGGGGCCGGCGGCGUCGGGAAGAGCGCCUUCGCCCGCAUCUUCUCCGGGGCCGCCGACAGCAUGGACAGCGACGACUGCGAGCUGUGCGGAGAUGAAGUGCACGAGAGGGAAGUUGACGUGGACGGAGAGGCAGCCGCCAUCACGCUGUUGGACACGUGGGAUGCAGAGAGCGACAGCGACUGUGCGGAGGAGCGCUACGUGCGCUCGGCCGACGCCUUCCUGCUGCUGUACUCCAUAACCGACCGGGCGUCCUUCCUGCGGGCGUCGGAGCUGCGCAUCAGCCUGCGCCGCCUUCGCCCCGCCCGACACACGCCCAUCAUCCUGGUGGGCAACAAGUGUGACCUGGUGCGACGCAGGGAAGUUUCCACCAACGAGGGCCGCGUCUGCGCCGCCGUUUUGGACUGCAAGUUCAUCGAGACGUCGGCCGCCGUGCAGCACAACGUGUGGGAGGCCUUCCGCGGCGUCGUGCGCCAGCUGCGCCUGCGCCGGGACUGCCGGGACGCCAAACGCCGGCCCCGCCCCCGCUCCCGCCGCGAGAGCCUCCCCGCCAAGGUUAAGCGAUUUCUCGACAAGAUGGUGGCCAGGAACAAUCCCGGCGUGGCCUUCUGGCUCAAAUCCAAAUCCUGCCACGACUUGUCAGUUCUGUAGUAGAAGAUCUGACACUCGGCGGAAGGACUGCGUGGGAACGCUACGACGAGGUGCGUUCGAGAACGCUCGGACGGACGACGUUUACAAUCAACCGAUGGCGCCAACGUGUGCGUGUUUCAAAAACUUCUCUUGCUGUCUGUCUUCAUUUGGAUUUGUGGAAGUCUUUUGAUAGGAACACAAGCUGCAGCGGACGAGGUGCGGUGCAGCCCGCAGACGACAUUGACGCGCACAAAACUGUUUUUUUAAUAAAACAGUUCUUCGGUUUGUGUGAGAGGUUUUUUCUUGUGAGAGUUAUUUCUUUGUGUCAGAUUUUUUUUUUUUUUUUUUUUACAUGCGAAAGGUAAUUGUGUGUGUCAGAGGUAUUUCUUUGUGUGAGAGUUUUUGUUGUGUGAGCGAAGUAAUGCUGUGUGUGAGAGAUGUUUUAUGUGAGAGAAUUAUUGCCACGAGAGCUAUUUCUUUGUGUGAGAGUUUUUUUGUUGUUGUUGUGAAAGGUAUUUUUGCACGCGAGAGUCUUCGUUGUGAUUCUAUGCGCGAGAGGUAUUUUGGUGUGAGAGUUUUAUGUGCAAGAGAUUGCUGUGUGCGUUUUUUGGUUUGUUUUCUUUUAGUGUGGGAGAGUGUUGUUUUUUAAAUUUGAGAUUGUGUGUGUGUGUGUGAGAGGGAGAGCGAGAUAGAGGCCUAUAAAGCAGUUGAUACGGCGCAACUUCGUGUCAUGUUGCCACUUUUACGUAGCUUAACGUGUUGAAAUAAAGAAUGAGAAGAAAGUC